Molecule: messenger RNA, 2298 nt
Organism: Eurytemora carolleeae
Lineage: Eukaryota; Metazoa; Arthropoda; Copepoda; Calanoida; Temoridae
Exons: 15
Coding region: 175-1302 (375 amino acids)
Source: RefSeq, a predicted model, not a curated record
GUUUAGAGUUUAAGAUAAAGAAAGGAAACAGAUUAGUACGGAAGAGAUACCAGAAGUAUACAGAUUAAUACGGAAAAGAUACCAGAAGGAUACAGAUUAAUACGGAAAAGAUACCAGAAGGAUACAGAUUAGUACGGAAAAGAUACCAGAAGGAUACAGAUUAGUACGGAAAAGAUGGCUCUACUUAGUUCUACUCUACUUGGAGGCAUCAACCUUAGUACUGCAGAGAAGGCUUUUAGGCCCUGGUGGGACAAUAUAGAGGACCAUAUCGUCUACACUCUCGUCAUUUUGAGUAUUCUUGUGGCUCCAAACUCAUUCAUUUCUCCCGUUAGAAUAGACUGUACUUGUACGAGUGACUGUGACAAAGCUACUGGUACGAGUUUGUAUUUUAUCGGACAGUAUUGUGCUCAGAAUGUAGUGGGAUUAGAUGAAUACUAUUGGAUGGAUGGAUUACAGAUAUCUAUAUUUGCUGCUUACUUCCCCUACUUCUUACUCCUUCUAUCCGCAGCACUGGUCAUUAUUGACAGACCGUUUGUGAUGAUUCUGUUCCAGUCCUACAAUAUUGAACAAAUAUACAGCUUGCUCGUCACACACGAUCCCUUUACAGAUAACUUAGACAGGAAGAAGGAGACCAAUGAACUUCUUUCCUGCCUAGGAUCCAUAUCUAGCUAUUUUACCUCGUAUCUCAUCAGAACUCUAUUCUCUAUUGUGUUCUCUCUGAUUCCCCUGAUAAUAUAUAUCUGGUACCUGGUGGAAGAUUAUAGUUUUGAUCAAGAUUAUCACAAGUGUAGAUUCAAUAUAGCAGAAUAUUCAUGUGCUGGAUAUCCUAUGGGUUUAUACAAGGGUGUUGGAUACUUAUACGUGUCCCUGCUGAGUAUUUACCUGAUAUUGAACUUGUGGAACUUGAUCUGGGUUCUCUUCCCCAGCAUCAACUCAAUUGACAAGAUCAUGAUAAAGUUCAAGGCGAUGCAUGUUAGUUCUAAUUUGGAUAAAAUUUAUUUUAAAAACAGAAAUGUCAAGUUGUUAAUGGGUUUACUGUCUUCAACCUCAGGGGUUGGAUAUUCUCUCAGGAGCAUGGGAUUGAUGGAUAAGAGCAUGAAUGAUGCCUUAGUACCAAGUGUACAGAUGUACCCGGUAUCUGAGAAGCAAAGUUAUGUACCCUCAACAGUUCUUAGGUUCCAAAUUGUUCCUAAUACUCCUUUAGAUGAAGUUGUAGAAUCUACAAGAUGUUAUGUAUCCUAUAGCAUAGAAUACGGAGAUAAAAGUGUAAAGUUUAGUAAAACUAUCAGGUUAAUUGUUUAGAUGAAGUUGUAGAAUCUACAAGAUGUUAUGUAUCCUAUAGCAUAGAAUACGGAGAUAAAAGUGUAAACUUUCCCAGUUUUAAGUCAGGAUAUGAGUUAACUAUAACAGAAACUGAAGUUAGCCUUCUUCCCUUCAAGUUGAGCACGAGUAUAGACGGCAAGAUUGUUGCAAGUGUGACCAUUAAAGACUUGCAAACUACACUGUAUCCUCACUGAGUAAGAUGACAUUAUUCUAAACUUUACAGUUCACACGACUUAUAUAGUAUAAUUAUUUACCAGACAUCUCGACUCUACGAACUCGACCGACUCGGCAUUGACAAUGACAUAAUAAAAUCAGCUGCGUCAUCCUUUCAAUGAUUGAUAAUUGUGGAUGAUUUUUUGUCGCAGAUUAUAAAUCGUUAAAUAAUGAAAUUAAUUUUUAUCAGUGACAAAAAAUCCAUUAUUUGAGAAAGUAACGGAUUUUUAAACACUGACUUUUUGUCGUUAAAUUUGAUUCUUUUUAUACCUUACUAAGAGACAAUAUUUUCGUCAAUUUACGAACUUUUUCUCUUUUAAAUUUUCAAAUUUUUAAUACGUAAGUAAGGGACAUUAAGCCUGUAAUUAAAAAAUUAUUUGUCGCAGAUAAUUAACAUUUUGGUCUUAAGGAUACAGUGUAGUCUCUGGGUCUUCAGUUAAAACUUUCUUUUAUCGAUCCUAAAGGGACUGUAAUCGUAAUUUCAAGUGUCCCGGCACUCAACUUUCAGCUAGAAAAUUAAGGAUUUCGGCCACAUGGCAAUUUUUAACUUAAGGGUUACUUGGAAUUACGUCUGAAGUACCUUAAAAGAGUGGAAUUAUUGUUCACUGUUUAUUAAAUUAUUAAUAAAAAAAUAUUAUAUAUAUAUAUUCGUAUUGCUUGAAAGUUCCUCAAACGUAAUUAUUGAGAGGAAAAAUAUUUUAAUUAUCAAUCUUUGCAGUUCUAUAAUUUAGUUGCAAUAUUCAAAUAAAAAGUACAAAAAUU